GUUGCCCUGGGCUCGACCGCUGCAGGCCGAACCUGUCCGAAGAGAUCCGAGAAGGAGCGAUGCCCACGGCGUCGUGCCCCAGAGCUGAGGCGACUGGACGAGCCCCACCCCGCGGCCAGGCCGAGCCAGCGAUGAGGACUUCUGCCGAGCGGCCACGCCCGGGUCCUGGGCCGCCUCCAGUGUUGCCCUUCCCGCUGCUGCUGCUGGCGGUGCUGAGCGGCCCGGUGUCCGGCCGCGUCCCGGGCUCGGUGCCCAGGAUCUCGCUCUCUAUCUCGGAGGCUGACUCCUAUCUCACUCGGUUCUCCGUGCCCCAGAGAUACAAUUACUUUGUUCUCCUUGUGGAUCCUGCUUCCCACACACUUUAUGUCGGCGCCCGGGACACCAUCUUCGCCUUAUCUUUGCCCUUAUCAGGGGCACGACCCCGCAGGAUUGACUGGAAGGUGCCUGAUGCCCACAGACAGAACUGCCGGAAGAAAGGCAAGAAGGAGGAUGAAUGUCACAAUUUCAUCCAGAUUCUCGCCAUUGCCAAUGCCUCUCACCUCCUCACAUGUGGCACCUUCGCCUUUGAUCCGAAGUGCGGGGUUAUUGAUGUGUCCAGUUUCCAGCAGGUUGAAAGACUUGAGAGUGGCCGGGGGAAAUGUCCUUUUGAGCCAGCUCAGCGGUCAGCAGCUGUAAUGGCUGGGGGCGCCCUCUACGUGGCCACCGUCAAGAACUUCCUGGGGACCGAGCCCAUCAUCGUGCGGGCGGCAGGGCGCGCGGAGGACUGGGUGCGCACGGAGAUCCUGUCCUCCUGGCUGAACGCGCCAGCGUUCGUGGCUGCCGAGGCCUUGAGCCCUUCCGAGUGGGGGGACGAAGAGGGCGACGAUGAAAUCUACUUCUUCUUUACGGAGAAUUUCCGAGGAUUUGACCCAGACGAAGUUAUCAAGGUCCCCCGCGUGGCGCGUGUGUGCGCGGGGGACCUCGGGGGCCGGAAGACCCUCCAGCAGCGGUGGACGACAUUUCUGAAGGCUGACCUGCUUUGCUUAAGGCCCCAGAACGGCCUGCUGUCCAGUGUCCUACAGGACGUGGUCGUUCUUCGGCCUGCUUCUGGAACGGGCUCGCCCAUUUUUUAUGGCAUCUUUUCCUCCCGGUGGGAGGGGGGCACACUGUCUGCCGUCUGUGACUUCUGGCCACAGGACAUUCGGUCAGCUCUCAGCGGGCCUUUCAGAGACCUGGGACACGACUGCAACCGGAGGCUGCCUGUCAUGGCCAAUGAGGUCCCCCAGCCCAGGCCAGGAGAGUGCCUCGCCAACAACAUGAAGCUCCGGCAGUUCAGCUCGUCCCUCGCCCUGCCGGACCGGGUGCUCACCUUCAUCCGCGACCACCCGCUCAUGGACCAGCCGGUAACCCCGCCCGGUGGCCGCUCCCUGCUGGUCACGCGCGACACAGCUUAUGUGAGAGUCGCGGCCCACAGGGUGACCGGCCUCUCGGGGAGAAAGUAUGACGUGCUCUACCUGGGCACAGAGGACGGACACGUGCACAGGGCGGUGCGGAUUCAAAGCAGGCUGAGAGUCCUGGAGGACCUGCCUCUGUUUCCCCAGCCGCAGCCAAUCGAGAGCAUGAAACUGUAUCAAGGCUGGCUUCUGGUGGGCUCCGGGACCGAGGUGACGCAGGUGAACACCACCGACUGCGGCCGCCUGCAGAGCUGCUCCGAGUGCGUCCUGGCGCGGGACCCCGCCUGCGCCUGGAGCUUCCGGGCGCGCGCCUGUGUGCCGCACGCCCGCGAGCGCGGGAGGCUGGUCCAGGAUGUGGAAUCAGCAAACGCCUCUUCCUUGUGCCCCAAAGAACCUGGAGAACAUCCCGUAGUGUUUGAAGUUCCUGUGGCUGCCGCUGCUCAUGUGGUCUUGCCGUGUGCCCCCAGCUCCUCGUGGGCAUCCUGUGUGUGGCACCAGCCCAGCGGAGUGACUGAGUAUGGCCCAGGGCAGGAUGGACUCGUGGUGGUGGUCACCCCAGGGGCCAUGGGCGCUUAUGCCUGUGAAUGUCAAGAGGGGGGUGUGACCCGCGUGGUCGCAGCUUAUAGCUUGGUGGGGGGCAGCCGGCUGGGCCCAGCGGGUCAGGCCCACACUGUGGGGGCUGGACUAGCUGGCUUCUUGCUGGGGGUGCUUGCGGCCUCCCUGACCCUCCUCCUGAUUGGUCGGCGUCAGCAGCGCCGGCGACAAAGGGAACUUCUGGCAAGAGACAAGGUGGGCUUGGACCUGGGGGCCCCGCCCUCUGGGACCACAAGCUAUAGCCAGGACCCUCCCUCGCCCUCCCCUGAAGAUGAGAGGCUGCCCCUGGCCCUGGCCAAGAGGGCCAAUGGCUUCGGAGGCUUCCCCCCACCCUUCCUGCUGGAUGCCUGCCCAAGCCCAGCCCACGUUCGGCUGACAGGGGCUCCCCUGGCCACAUGUGAUGAGACGUCCAUCUAGGACUGGGCAAAGCCACUGGAACCGGAUGGAAUGGCCACUGCAAUGCUGAGAUCGCCGGGCCUGCGGGACUGACUGUCAUGACCUCAGUCCUCUUUGGCCUGGCUCUCUCUGUCUGCCCUCUCCCGGCUGCUGGGCGCCGGCCAGGCCUUGGCUCGCUUCCAGAUUCCCAUCAGACGCCAGAACUGCUCGCUGUAGCAGAUGAAGACUUUUCCCACCCCCCACCCCCCAUCCGGCUUUCUGGACUUUUGUGGCCCCUUCAUCCCUGGCUUCCUGAUCUGGGGCCCAUUCAUGGGGAAAUGGGCCUGUUCACAGGAUAGGCCCUGAUGUUGCCUGCUGGCUGGGCGCGGGCAGGAAGGAGGCAGUAGAGGAGGUGGCGGGAGGCAAAUGUGCGGUGCGGCCUUUUGCUGCUUUUCUCAGUCUAUCUUGUUCUCAGUGGGGACUGCAUGAUCCCCGGAUUGCUCCCUGGCACCUCUGCCCUGAGACCCCAACCUUCAUCCCAGUUUUUCCUUCUUCCUGGAAAGAGCAUGUGUAAAUACCCACGUGUUUGCAGACUUGGCCACAGGCUGAGGAAUGAGGAGACCCUCGCCCAGGUGUUUGGGACGGCAGGAGUGGGAGAGGAUGGAACGGGGGCACUGCCUGCGGAACAUUUAUCUUCCUGUAGCCGGUGAAGGGGCGAGCUCCCUUUCUAACAGGAAGCAGACCCCAGCUUCUGUUCCUUGCGCCUUCCACGGCCCUUUCCUCGAGUAGAGAACAACUCCCCAAGUGACCUUCUGGGUGGGAGGGGCAGUGGGGACACGUGACCCCAUCUUUCUCGUUGUUUUUUCUCAGUCUGCCAUUCGCCAUGCACAGCCACACGUUCUCUGGCAGGCGAGUGGGCUGAGACCCCUUUCCUCAUUUCCCAUGGAAAGAAUCUUCAUGACAUUGUAAAUGUUAGGGAAUGACAAAAGGGAACAGUUGGUCAUAGAAAAUACAAGCAACGUAGAGAGAGAGGUUUGUGUCACCUCAGUGACUUUACUCAGGGUGGUACCCCCGCCUCCAAAGCCGGAGUUCUCCAUCUUUAGGAUUCUCUACAGUUGUAUGCAAAACACGCUGUCUGUCUGUGUCUGUAUGUUCAUGGGGGUGGUUUUAUGGCUCUCAUCAGAUUCUCAAGGCCUUAACAAAGUCAAAGGACCAUUGCCCCAGAGUCACCAACCUUGGAGCAGAGAUGGUGGCCCUGGGCGGUCUUUCCUGGCCUUGCUACUGCCCCUUGUGGCCUGUCCUGGAAUUGCAGCCGCUGGACGCCCUAUUGGAUCUGUCCGGGGAAGCCAGGCUCUGUGUUUUUGAAAACACUGUCAAUUCUCACCAAACUCAAACUUUUCCUGCUUCACAACACCCGGAUGCUCUAGGCUUCUCCUGCUCAAUUCCAGUCUCGGCCUGUGAAUGUGCCUCGUUCAUUCCUGGUGAGGGGCCCUUUGGAUGGCAAUGAAUGAUCCAACCCUUCCCAGUUGAAGUUUGCAGCUGUAUUUCCCUUGGCAGCAGCCUGUGAAACCACUCAACAAAGUCCCCCUUGGUUUGGAAUGACCAGUGGCUUUGCCGUUAAUAACACCUGUGGUCUUUAGCAAGUCAUCUAACCUAAGACCAUCAUUGUACUCAUCUGUAAAGUGGGGAUAGUAAUACCUACCUCAGGGUUGCUGCAAGGAUUCAGUGAGAAAUCAUGCAAACAAUAAAGCACUAUCAAUACCA
Molecule: messenger RNA, 4166 nt
Organism: Sorex araneus (European shrew)
Lineage: Eukaryota; Metazoa; Chordata; Mammalia; Eulipotyphla; Soricidae
Gene: SEMA4F
Product: ssemaphorin 4F
Exons: 14
Coding region: 60-2444 (794 amino acids)
Biological process (GO): negative regulation of axon extension involved in axon guidance; semaphorin-plexin signaling pathway; axon guidance
Molecular function (GO): chemorepellent activity; semaphorin receptor binding
Source: RefSeq, a predicted model, not a curated record